Messenger RNA from Pteropus alecto (black flying fox), 2044 nucleotides. It is a transcript of the gene CDCP2, whose product is annotated as CUB domain containing protein 2. The transcript has 7 exons. The coding region runs from base 168 to 1790 and encodes 540 amino acids. NCBI's taxonomy places the organism in Eukaryota, Metazoa, Chordata, Mammalia, Chiroptera, Pteropodidae. The record is from RefSeq and is a predicted model, not a curated record.
UUGCUUCUCUUCUCAAUGCAAUGUGGCCAGUGCAGAUCUCAGAAAGUGUAAACCUGGUGACACUAGAUCCGUCACCUUAGGCCUCACCUCUCUUUCCCCUGUUCCGGACCCUCAGAUCCUGGCCUGUCUGGAACGCUGCAGACUUGUGGGAGUCCCCCAGUGAGGAGAUGCUGGCACAACUGAGGUCCUGUCUGCUGCUGGCAGUGGCAUUGCUGGGCCCGGGCCCCAGGGCUCAAGCCAUGAAAGGUGUCAAAUGUGGGGGUGUGCUUUCAGCACCUUCUGGAAACUUCUCCAGCCCCAACUUCCCCAGGCUCUACCCCUACAACACGGAAUGUAGCUGGCUGAUCGUAGUGGCUGAGGGCUCCUCCGUGCUGCUCACCUUCCACACCUUUGACCUGGAGUACCAUGACACCUGUGGCUUCGACUUCCUGGAGAUCUACAAUGGGGCCGCAGGAGACAAGGGCAACCUUCUGGGGAGGUUCUGCGGUCAGGUGCCCCCGCCACCCUUCGCCUCCUCCUGGCAUGUCAUGUCUGUCAUCUUCCACUCAGACAAGCACGUGGCUAGCCGCGGCUUUUCCGCAGGCUACCAGAAAGAUGUGUGUGGUGGCGUCCUGACGGGCCUGUCGGGGGUCCUCGCCAGCCCUGACUACCCCAACAACUACCCCAACAAUGUGGAGUGCCACUGGGUGAUCCGGGCUGUGGGCCCCGCCACCGUCAAGCUGGUUUUCGUGGACUUCCAGGUGGAAGGCAAUGAAGAGUGCACCUAUGACUAUGUGGCUGUGCUUGGGGGACCUGGCCUUGCGAGUGGGCAACACUACUGUGGCAGCACCAGGCCCCCCUCUCUGGUGUCACUGGGCCACGAGCUGCAGGUGGUGUUCAAGUCCGACUUUAACAUUGGAGGCCGGGGCUUCAAGGCCUACUACUUCUCAGGAGAAUGCCAGGAGGUAUACACAAUGGUGAAGGGUAACUUCUCCAGCCCACGGUACCCCAUCUCCUACCCCAACAACAUCCGGUGUCACUGGACCAUCCGCCUGCCUCCUGGAUACCGGGUCAAGGUGUUCUUCCUGGACCUGGAACUGGAAGGGCCCAACAGCCUGACCAAGACCUGUGACUUUGACCACCUGUCAGCCUUUGAUGGGGCCAGCGAGGAGGCGCCCCUUCUGGGGAAUUGGUGUGGCCGUCAGCUGCCACCACCGGUCACCUCAAGCCACAACCAGCUCCUGCUUCUUCUGCACACAGACCGCAGCACCGCCCACAGGGGCUUCUCUGUGGCCUACAUUGGAGUUGUACCCAUGAAUGUGAGCUGCUCCCGCACGGACUUCCAGAUCCUGAUCUCUGCCCAGGCGCUGGCCCCACUGGGGCGGACCCAGGUGUACCUGGGCAGCAGGCGCUGUGCUGCCCAGGAAGUCGGCAGCACCUUCCGGAUCCAGGCCCGCUUUGACACCUGUGGCACCGAGUCUCAGAGAAGGAACAACACCUCAGUGAUCGUCAGCGUGCUGUACAUCGACUUCUCGGCUGGCGGGCAGGAGGAUAUCCAUGAGUAUGAGGUCCUGUGUGAGCCACGGCGCAAGGAGGCUUCUGUCCACCUGCUAUCCGGCUCCGACUGGCUUGGGCCCUACGCUGCCACAGCCGAGCACCUUCAGGAAGCACCACCCGGGGAUGAGGCAGAGGCACUGGAGGGCCCCAUGGCUACGGUAGCCCAGGACAUCAGUGAUAUUGUCUUCUUGGGUCUUUGCAUACUGGCCGGAGUCCUCAUGGUCAUUGCCAUCGUGGUCCUGAUGCUGCUGUGAGCAGGCAGGGUACAGACCUGGCAUCUGGCAUCCCUGGGAGGCAGCUUGGGGACCCUACACACAACCGGGGAGGAACCAGGCCUUGUCGACUUGUUGGUGACCAUGGGCAAGUCACCGUUCCUCUCUGAGCCUCAGUUUCCUAGGGAUUAUCACUCUGCUAUGUUUAUCUCACAGGGCUGGUGUGAGGCUCAGAGAAGAGAAUGAGUCGAUAAAGCUUUGUAAACUAUAGCAUGCCAUGUAUGUGUAUGCAGCUG